CGGAUGCUCUUGACAGUGUUCAUUGUUUAUUGUCUAUUUUUUUUUUUGGUACCAAAAUAUCAGUGCAACCGUGCUCGGACACUUGUCAUCCGCUGGUGAUUGUGCGUGUUAGUGAUUCUGUUUUUUUUUUUAACAAUUCUCAGUGUCUUCAGGGUCAACCGGACCCUGAAGAGCACCAGUGCACUGUCAACAAUGUGCCAGAACUGUACAAUCAGUGAUUACGUUUGAAUUAUUAAAUUGAUUCGCUUGAUCUUUGAGAGUGAUAACUCAGAGUUGAUGGUACAGCAGUGAGUGAUUGUUGAAGUUAGGUUUUUGUGGAGGAAGAGGAAUGCUGCCUUAUCAGGUGGCCAUGGACUACGGGGGCUUUCAGCGGCAAAGUCCUGUUGGGGUUGGUGUUCCUGGGGUUGGGGUUGGUGCUGGGCAUCAGGGCCCAUCUGGUCCCCUCAACAUCAACCCCGCUUUCACCCACUCCUGGUUCGUACCGGCGGACCUCUGUGUCCCGUACAAACAGAAUCAGGGUUCUCUCCUCGAGCCAGGUUUGUUGGAAAUGCGGAAGGAGAAGAGCAGAGAUGCUGCAAGAUCACGUCGUGGAAAGGAGAAUUUUGAAUUUUAUGAGCUCGCUAAGAUGCUACCAUUACCCGCCGCCAUCACGUCGCAAUUGGAUAAGGCAUCGAUCAUAAGGCUGACUAUUUCAUAUCUCAAAUUGCGAGAUUUCUCGGGGCAUGGAGAUCCGCCAUGGAACAGAGACACACCUCCACCUAACAAAAUAGUUAAAGCAACUAAAAGAACUAGGCUAUCAUCAACUCCAUUCGCUGAAGACAUGUUUGAACAGCAUCAGGGCACUCACAUCCUCCAGUCGUUGGAUGGUUUCGCAAUGGCCGUAGCUGCUGAUGGACGAUUCCUGUACAUUUCCGAAACGGUCUCCAUUUACCUCGGUCUGUCCCAGGUGGAGAUGACGGGAUCGAGUGUCUUCGAUUAUGUUCAUCAGCAGGAUCAUGCUGAAGUUGCCGAGCAACUUGGUCUAGGUCUGACUUCCACAGGAUCAUCAUCUGGUCCACACUCCUCCAGUUCGGGUCUUGCGUCGCCAAGUAGUGCUGCUUCUGAAGAGCAUGGCUCCACUUCCACUGCAAAUCCGGAUGUGUCAUCUGUGAUGUCAUUAACCACGAGCGGACUGUACAAAGGAUAUGAUAGAGCGUUCUGCGUUAGAAUGAAGUCGACGCUGACGAAAAGAGGGUGUCAUUUCAAGUCUUCCGGGUACCGAGUCGUUUUGCUUCUCUGUCGACUGAGGCCGCAAUACCCAUUCAGUCAUACUAGAAAAUCAUCACCACCACUGAUGGGAAUGGUGGGAAUCGCCAUUGCCCUGCCACCACCCAGUGUACAUGAAAUUCGAUUGGAGGCUGAUAUGUUUGUUACUAGGAUCAGCUUUGAUUUUCGGAUAGCACAUUGUGAACCAAAAGUGUCAGAAUUAUUAGAUUACACAGCUGACGAACUGACUGGAAAAAGUCUGUACGCCCUUUGUCACGGAGAAGAUGCAAAUCGUCUAAGAAAAUCACACGUCGAUCUCAUCAAUAAGGGUCAAGUUCUCACGCAUUACUACAGAUUAAUGAAUAAAAGUGGAGGAUACACGUGGCUGCAAACAUGUGCUACUGUUGUUUGUAAUUCCAAAAAUGCCGAGGAACAAAACAUCAUUUGCGUCAACUAUGUUAUUAGUGGAAGAGAAUAUGAGAAUUUGAUAAUGGACUGUUGUCAACUAGAGGACGGUGUCUCUGGUGUGAAACGUGAAGAUGCUGCAGGAAAUGAUCCUGAAAACGGUUCCCCAGAUGCGGAUAGAGGGGAGGGACGAAAUAGUGGCGGUCCUCCAAACUCUCAUCCCGAGAAUCCACAUCACUCGCCUCCUGAAGAUCGAGAGGACAGUAGAAAUUCAGAAGGCGAGACCCGUGGUGGUCGCCAUCAUGACAAUGUAUCUCAGCUUCAACAAGAACCACAGGCAACAGUGACUAAUUUAGGAAGUUUAUCCGUCAAGUCGUUGACCCGUCACAAACGAAAAUUCUCACAAGAGGAUGACACUUCAUCUGGUGAAGACGAUGAUGACGACGAGACUGUAAAAACACCGAGAAAUCACGCAUUGAGUCCAGCUUCAUCAAAUCAUUCGAUACCCAAUGACCAAGUGCUGAGAUCAUCGAGCCCAAAGAUACGAAGAACUGAGACCAGAGAUGAAGUUCAUGGGGGUACCUCUGUCAAAGAUUUAGAGCAGGCAAUGUCAAAACAUUUACCAGGAGCAUCACUGAGCAAGCCCGAAUCUCCAGCUCUCCAUCAGCCAACGGAUUUCAGUACAGACGCUCUCUUGAAGCAACAGCAACAAAAAUCAACGAUUCAGUGGAUUGGUGCUCAUCAUCAUCUGGGACAUCUCAGUCCCCAGCAGUCAUCGACCGCUCCUCAUCCAGCAUCAGCACUUCUCCGUCAGCUUUACGUUAAUCGAGAGAGUGUAAUCAGAAAUGUUCACGGUAUGAGUUCGAGUACGAGUAGAACUCCAACAUCAGGUGGUGGUUAUUACUCAGGAGAAACACCUCAGGGUCCAUUACCAACACCACCUGGCUCUGAGGGUUCAUCAACGUAUGGUGAGCAUCAGUUUGUUCUAGGGCACAAUCAGAAAUCGGCAACAGGUACAAGUGGUGCUGAACCCUUUCCCAGUCUAGUAUCUUCGUAUUCAUCAGCUGGUGGAUAUGGAGUGGAUUAUCAUUCAGCUAUGACUCCACCAUCGUCAGUUUCACCGAGAGACAAGCAGCAGCAACAGCAAGCUCAUCAGCAACAGCAGCAGCAACAGCAACAGCAACAGCAACAGCAGCAAGCCCAAUUGCAUUCUUCAAGUGUAGUUAGCAGUUAUGAGACUCCUGUUUAUGGAGAUCCUCUUCUGAGACACCAGUAUGAACCAGCUCAGCCUUUACCACUAAAACCACAGGUUUACUCAGCUGCUGUUCAUCCUAGUGCUCUCGAUGCUGCUGCUGCCUAUGCAGCCUCUGCUGGCCUCACUGAUCAACCCCAAUUCUAUCAUCAUCCAGCUGCUGGACCUGGAUUUCAUCUCUAUCAUCCUAGCAACAAGGCCACCGCUAAUGGCUGGUACAGCUCGGCCUCCUAGUAGCUUGAAAAUAUAUGGCGUGUACUUAAAUAAGUGAAGAAUAACCAAUCCAAAGUCUGUUUUAUUGGUGAAAAAUAAGGAAUUCAAACUCCAGUGCAUAUCAGCGACUUCAUCAAUCAUUAUUUGUUUAAUACGUUUUUAUGAAAUUUAUUACAAAGAUACCGGUGUAACCGAUGUCUAGGUGAGAGGAGAGAUAUGACAGUUCACUCGUAAUGGACUUGAAAAAAAUUUUUUCCCUAGGAAACUCAAUUUACAUUUUUUGACCUAUUAAUGGCUCUUGAAGUUUCAUUUGUUAUUGCUUAGUUGAGAUUUUUUUAUUCGGAUGUAAAGCUCUCUAAUUAGAUGAAUUGUGUUUAUCAGCCAUUAGUGAUGAAAGCACAUUUUUUUUUUCGUGUAUAAUUCAAUUAUUGAAUGAUUAACUAAUUGUAAUUGCACGGUCGCGCCUGUAAAUAUUGUACAAAUAAUGUCGCCCUUCGCAUUGUCCCUUUACCUUUCCCUUCCUUCCAUCUCUCUUAGAGAUAAAUGUUUUCAUUAUCCCGUUAUUUUUUACUCCCAGAGCUGAGAAGAGAACACUGAAUAAGCGAAAUGGCGAAUUGAAAUGAUUAUCUUUUAAGUAGUUACAUUCUGUGUAUUAACGAAUAGAUAGUCCGAUUUACAAUUAAUUUUAUUACCCUAGGAGAUGAGACAUGGUUUGAUUGUGAGUUUCAAAUGAGGGAAACAAUUAAUGAGUGACAAUUAACGUGGCAAUUGGUUGGAAGAAAUUUUUUUUUAGAAACAAUGGGAGAAAUCAAUUGUGGAGCUUUCACUUUGCAAAAAUGAAAAAAUCGACGCGAGGCUUGCGAUCAAUAUUGUACUGUGUAUAUAAAUUAAUUGAAUUUAGUGUCAACGUCCUACGUCGUUCAAUGACGAUGUGAACUUUGUAGAUCAAAGAAUCCAAGUGUUCAUUGCAAGGUAAAAAUCAAAAAUUCACAGCGAAAAAUCACUCUUCUUCAGUUGUUACUGAAAUUUUUCAAAACCAUCAGACAAAGACUAAUUUUCAGGCUCUGUGCAAUAAAUUAUAUCACCUGGUAUUAUUAAAAUGAAA
Molecule: messenger RNA, 4220 nt
Organism: Fopius arisanus
Lineage: Eukaryota; Metazoa; Arthropoda; Insecta; Hymenoptera; Braconidae
Gene: trh
Product: trachealess
Exons: 11
Coding region: 329-3136 (935 amino acids)
Biological process (GO): regulation of transcription by RNA polymerase II
Molecular function (GO): DNA-binding transcription factor activity, RNA polymerase II-specific; protein dimerization activity; RNA polymerase II transcription regulatory region sequence-specific DNA binding
Source: RefSeq, a predicted model, not a curated record